This is a messenger RNA of Pygocentrus nattereri (red-bellied piranha), 2003 nucleotides long. RefSeq names its product coagulation factor IXb (gene f9b). Gene Ontology annotation, cellular component: extracellular region. The transcript has 8 exons. Gene Ontology annotation, biological process: proteolysis; blood coagulation. The record is from RefSeq and is a predicted model, not a curated record. NCBI's taxonomy places the organism in Eukaryota, Metazoa, Chordata, Actinopteri, Characiformes, Serrasalmidae. Gene Ontology annotation, molecular function: serine-type endopeptidase activity; calcium ion binding. The coding region runs from base 77 to 1573 and encodes 498 amino acids.
AAGUGCAAACACAGCUGCGCUGGACUUUGGAGUGGACAGUCCGAGUGUCUGUCCAGUUGGGAAAGUUUGUGGCAAAAUGGAGAAGAUUAAACUGUUUCUUCUGAUCUGCGGAGUUUUACACGAAACACGACUCACUUCUGGAGCGUCUGUGUUUCUGUCCCGACAGUCGGCAUGGUCAGUUCUGUCCAGGCAGAAGCGUUACAACACCGGAGCGUUUGAGGAGAUGAUGAAAGAUAAUCUGGAGCGAGAGUGUAUAGAGGAAAGCUGCACAAUAGAGGAAGCACGAGAAGUGUUCGAGAAUGAUGAGAAAACAAUGGAGUUCUGGGCCGGUUAUAUCGAUGGAGAUCAGUGUAACUCGUCUCCGUGUCAGAACGGUGGGACGUGUGAGGACGGGAUGAGCGCGUACGUCUGCUGGUGUCCAAUUGGCUUCAAUGGCAAAAACUGUGAACUAGAGAUGGCGCGUCAGUGCGACGUUAAUAACGGAGGAUGUAUGCAGUUCUGCCUGGUGGAUAAAACGUACGGCGCGGUGUGCGACUGCGCUGACGGAUACAGACUCGCUCUGGACAGCAGGAGCUGUGAACCCACAGCGAAAUACUCCUGUGGCCGUUUGAGUUCACACGUCGCUAAAGCUCCUUCUAGCAGAACACUUUUCAGCGCAGGAACGGUGAACCGGGUCCACUCUGUAGAACAUCAGAACCUCACAGAGAGUAACCUAACAGAACCCAGCAGCACAGUUUCCACAGCGCUCAGCAGCGCCACCACCAGGCUGGCCACAGAGCGUGACUGGGCUUUCUUCCCCACCCUGCCCACCAUCACGGAGAAGGACAACGAUGACCAGCGCAUCGUCGGAGGAAACGAAGCCACACCUGGAGAGAUCCCCUGGCAGGUGGCGCUGGUGGCAACAGAUAAGCAGUUGGUGUUUUGCGGUGGUUCUCUACUGACCGAGAUUUGGGUGGUCACAGCUGCUCACUGUCUGGUGGACGCACAGAACACCACCUACUUCGUCCGGCUGGGAGAGCAUGACGUUAGGAAGGAGGAGGGGACGGAGAGCAAUCACGACAUAGCCGAAGAUCACAUCCAUCCCAGCUACAACCGACAGCGCGGCCACAGCCACGACAUUGCACUGCUGAAGCUGAAAACCCCCGUCACCUUCUCAGACUACAUCAUCCCCAUCUGCCUGGGGCCCAAACAGUUCACGGAGAACCUGCUGAAGAGCGUCCCCAACUCCCUGGUGAGCGGCUGGGGUCGGCUGCGGUUCGGCGGGAGGGAGUCCGCCACGCUGCAGAAGUUGGAGGUCCCGUUUGUGGACCGAACCGAGUGCAAGGGGAGCGAUAAGAUCUCCCGCUUCAUGUUCUGUGCCGGAUACAGCAGCAUCCAAAAAGACUCGUGUCAGGGGGACAGCGGGGGUCCGCACGCCACCAACUACGGGGGCACCUUUUUCCUCACGGGCAUCAUCAGCUGGGGUCAGGAGUGCGCCAAGGAGGGCAAGUUUGGCAUCUACACUCGAGUGUCCAGAUACAUGAACUGGAUCACUAACAUCACCGGAAUCAGAGCAGGAUCCUCUGGACAAUAACACUGACCUGCAGGACCUGCAGUUCAAUCCUGUAAACACACAACAGGCCAAAACACAGAAAUAAGCAGUCUAGAGUAUUUUACCGUUACCUGACCGAUUUCUUGCCAUUUACUUUCCCCAAAGCAGUUUGUGCCAGGGUCUCUAACCCUGCCUUCCUGUGGAGUCUGAUUUCACCCACAGCCUGCCACACCUGGUCCAGCUAGCCAGCUUCUUCAGCUGUUCCUGAUUGGCUGGAUCAGGUGUGGUAGUGUUGGGUUAACCCUUACAGGUCAACUAGGUCAUAAAUGAAAGGACAAAUCUCAGGAAGGCUCCACGCUACUGACUCGCUUUUGUUUUCUGGGAGGGUCGCGCUUUGCUGUUCCUUUCAGAAGCUUAUAAUCCAGCUUACCUGCAGAGUCUCUGUAUAAUAAAUCCUUACUGACCGAUCAAA